AUGACUGAGACCAGAUCCUCUGUCAGAAAUCUGGAAACACUAGUGGGGCAGUUGGCCAAUAUGUUGAAUAAUAGACCUCAGGGAAACUUGCCUAGCAACACUGAAGUUAAUCCUAAGGAGCAAUGUCAAGCAAUUACUCUGAGGAGUGUUGAGCAAGGGGUUAAUGUAGAUCACAAGAGAACAGAGAAGAUUCCUCCAGUUGUUGUUGACCAGCCAGCCCGAGUUCCAUAUCCUCAGAGGCUUAGAGAAACUACUCUUGAUAAACUGAUUUCUAAGAUUUUAGAGGUGUUCAAAAAGCUGCACAUCAAUAUUCCUUUUACUGAGGCUUUGGAGCAGAUGCCCAGUUAUGUAAAAUUCAUGAAAGAGAUUAUGCUAAGAAAAGAAGGAUGGAAGACUAUGAAACUGUGGCGCUCACUGAAGAAUCAUGCCUUGUGUGAUUUGGGGGCGACUAUUAAUCUGAUGCCCUUAUCUGUGUUCAAAAGACUUGGUUUGGGUGAAGCAAGACCAACAACAAUUACUCUACAAUUGGAAGAUCGAUCGAUGAAGCAUCCAUGGGGUAUCACUGAAGAUGUUCUUGUGAAGGCAAUGAUGUAUCUGAGGGCUAGCGAUAGUUGCUAUAGUCUGGAUGUGAUAGAUAAAGCAGUCUCAAAAAGAAGGGUGAGUAGUGUUGCCUCAGAGGCGGUGUUGAUAGGUGGUGAGGAAGAUGAUGAUGAUGUCGAGAUGAGAGAAUAUGCUCUUCCGAAUCAUUUGUGUUAUGCAUACUUGGGUGAGAAGGACACUUUAUCUAUAAUUGUUUCAGCUGUCCUCUCAAAAAAUGAAUUGGAGAAAUUGUUGAGUGUUUUACGGGUUCAUAAAUUGUCCAUUGGGUGGACAUUGGCAGAUAUUAGAGGAAUAAGUCCUUCAAUAGUAAUGUAUAAAAUUUUAUUGGGGGAAGACAGCAAGCCAUCUAUAGAGGCUCAAAGAAGACUCAAUCAAACUAUUAGGGAAGUUGUACUUAAGCAGAUCCUUAAAUGGUUGGACGCCGGGGUGAUCUACCCAAUUUCUGAUAAUGCUUGGGUGAGUCCAAUACAGGUGGUUCCAAAGAAGGGUAGAAUUACAGUAGGAAAAAAUGGAAAUAACGAGCUAAUUCCAACUCGAACAGUGAACAGAUGGCGCAUUUGUAUUGACUAUCGAAAGUUAAAUAAGGCAACACGAAAAGAUCACUUCCCACUUCCUUUUAAUGAUCAAAUGUUGGAUAUGUUAGCUGGUAAUGAGAGAAUGCACUUCAGACUAUGUAAUGCACCAGCAAUAUUUCAAUGGUGCAUGAUGGCUAUCUUUUUGGAUAUGGUGGAAAUGAGCAUUGAGAUUUUCAUGGAUGAUUUUUCUAUUUUUGGAUCUUCAUUUGAUAUGUGUUUGGAGUGUUUGCAUGCUUUUAAAGUGUUGAAGGAGAAGCUGACAACUGCACCUAUUGUGGUAGCUCCAAAUUGGGAUUUAUCGUUUGAAUUGAUGUGUGAUUCUAGUGAAUAUGCGGUUGGCGUGGUUUUGGGGCAGCGUAUUAACAAGGUAUUUCGGUCUAUUUACUAUGCCACAACAGAAAUGGAGUUGCUAGUCAUAGUAUUUGAUUUUGACAAGUUCAGACCGUAUCUAAUUGGUAACAAGAUUAAAGAUUUCUUUCCAGAUGAACAGUUAUUUGGGGUGAAUGAAAAUUCUGCAGUGCCUUGGUUUGCUGAUUUUGUGAAUUUUCUUGUUUCAAAUAUUGUACCUCCUGAACUAACGAAGCAACAGUUGAAGAAAUUUUACUCUGAGGUGAAGCAUUACUAUUGGGAAGAGCCUAUUCUCUAUAGGCAUUGUUUUGACCAAGUCAUUUGCCGCUGUGUACCUGAGGAUGAGAUGCAUUCUAUUCUUGCCCAUUACCACAAUUUAUAA
Messenger RNA from Humulus lupulus (European hop), 1905 nucleotides. RefSeq lists its product as uncharacterized. The record is from RefSeq and is a predicted model, not a curated record. NCBI's taxonomy places the organism in Eukaryota, Viridiplantae, Streptophyta, Magnoliopsida, Rosales, Cannabaceae. The coding region runs from base 1 to 1905 and encodes 634 amino acids. The transcript is spliced from 8 exons.